Paramormyrops kingsleyae is the source of this 2267-nucleotide messenger RNA. RefSeq lists its product as uncharacterized. The record is from RefSeq and is a predicted model, not a curated record. NCBI's taxonomy places the organism in Eukaryota, Metazoa, Chordata, Actinopteri, Osteoglossiformes, Mormyridae.
AAUCGUCUUUUCCGCUUUUUUUUUCCCGGCAGCACAGUUAGCCAUCUUGUUUUCUGUCGUUGUAGGGGGAAAAAAAGCCCCUGAUUGUACAGAACGGGUAGUGAUUUGUAGUAAUUUUAACCCAACGCUUCUGGAAUUGAUAAAUUCUACGUAUCGGUUUUCGUGCUUAUUAACUGAAACGAAUUACAGACAGGGUGGUAUUUGAGAAUUUUUAAUGGAGUAAAACUGCGGGAAAUCGUCAGCUAGCUAGGUUACCUUAUUGAAACCCAGCUGGGCCGUUUCAACAUGGCCAACGCGGUGGCCGGGAAUCAGCAACAACAGCAGGUCGUGGCCAAGCCCGUUGGCUCGGGGAAGCACGGCAAUGUGCUGCCUCUCUGGGGCAACGAGAAGACGAUGAACCUGAAUCCGAUGAUUCUGACCAACAUACUGUCGUCGCCGUAUUUCAAGGUCCAGCUCUAUGAGCUGAAAACGUACCACGAGGUUGUGGACGAGAUCUACUUCAAGGUGACUCAUGCCGAACCGUGGGAGAAAGGCAGCAGGAAAACGGCGGGUCAGACUGGCAUGUGUGGAGGGGUCCGUGGUGUUGGAACUGGUGGCAUAGUCUCCACUGCCUUCUGCCUGCUGUACAAACUGUUCACGCUGAAGCUGACUCGUAAGCAGGUGAUGGGACUCAUCACACAUACUGACUCUCCCUACAUCAGAGCCCUAGGCUUCAUGUAUAUAAGAUACACACAGCCUCCCACAGACCUUGUGGAUUGGUUUGACCCGUUCCUUGAUGAUGAGGAGGAGCUGGACGUGAAAGCCGGGGGAGGUUGCGUCAUGACGAUCGGCGAAAUGCUGCGUUCCUUCCUCACCAAGCUAGAAUGGUUCUCCACCCUUUUCCCACGCAUCCCUGUGCCUGUUCAGAAGGCGAUUGACCAGCAGAUGAAGAGCCGACCCAGGAAAGCUCCUGAGAAUGAAGGCCACCAGGACACUGCACAGGAAACAACAUGGCAGCCUGAGCGCCGGCGCUCCAGGAGUCCCAGGAGGACCCCGAGUCCUCGGAGGUCACCUAAUAGAUCACGGAGUCAGAGCCGUCACCGAGACAGACGUGGCGCCAGCUUUGACCGUGAGCUGGACAGGGAGCGAGACCGACAACGGAAGGAGAGGGAAGGCAAGGACAAGGAUCGGGACCGUGCAGAAAGAGAUCAAGACCGUGACCGGAGGGAGAGGGUGGACAAGGACCGGCGGCGCUCUCGAAGCCUUGACCGGCCCUUGGAUCGGCAGCGAAGCCGGAGCAAAGACCGCAAGCGAAGCCGUAGUGGCAGCCGCGAUCGGAAGAUUGACCGUAAAGAUCGAGAGCGGGAGGUGGAGAACGACCGAGCCAGGAGGAAGGACAGGGCCAGCGAGAGAGAGAGAUCAAAAGAGAGACGGUCCAAAGGAGAGCCAGAAGACAGGAAGCAUGAUGAAAGGCACAGGGAGGAGCGCACAGUGAGGAAGCCUAGCCGGAGUAAGAGUAGGGAAAGAAAGGGCAGGAGUGAAAGGUCCCGCAAACGUAGCCAGAGCAGGGGUAGAAUAGACAGUGAGGACAAGGCCAAGAAAAGAGAGCACAGCCGGAGCAGAGAGCGAUCUCACAAGAGCAGCCGGAGCAGAGAACGGUCUAACAAGGGCAGCUGUAGCAGGGAGCAGUCUCACAAACGUAGCCGUAGCAGGGAGCGAUCUAACAAGGGUAGCCAGAGUAGGGAGAGGUCUAACAAGAGCAGCCGGAGCAGGGAGAGGUCUCACAAGAGCAGCCGGAGCAGGGAGAGGUCUAACAAGCGUAGCCGGAGCAAGGAGCGCACUCACCGCCGAGAACUAAGCAACACCAGUGACAGCAAGCACCGGAAUAGAAGUCCGAGUGCAGAACAGGUUGAUGGGAAGCAGGAUAGCAGAGAAAAAUCCACUUAAUUUAUCCGUCUGGUUUAAUUUGCUCAUGUAGUAUGUCAUUUGUUCCAGGAAAAAAAAAAUCUUGCACGGAUAUACACUGACGCUCCCCAUCCAGUCCUUGGUUGCUUAAGUAGAAUUCUCACAGUAGAGAUGAGCCUUUUUUCAUUAAUUCUAUUUUCUUUUCUAAAAAGCUAUGGAAAAUUUUGUAAAUAAACAUCUGAGAAUGUUUUAAAACUCUCUGGAAGGACCCCACAACAUGUUGAAAUGUACAAGACGCUAAGUUGACCGAUGUUGUGCUGUGUUUGGUUGAUUGCUUUGCCAUUUUUUAUAUAUAUAAUAAAAGACUUUUAAGAAAGGGGGCA